UUCCUCGUGCGCGAUAUCUCCGUAGUCUAUACUCCGUGUCUAUACUUCGUGUCCCCAUACUAUAAACGCAAAGCGAACGUCAUCAGUGUCGGUCUACCGUCCAUUUUUGUCGCCGUCGUGUUUUUCCUUCCGUCGGUCCACCACAACUUUUUCAACAGCCGUCGUUGAAUUACAUUUUCACCGGCGUGUUCGAGUCCGCCGUUGUCGUUUUCUUCGUCUUCUCAAAAUAAUUGAAUAAAUACAAUAAUAAUGAAGGUCCCCAAAGAAGAAUCAAAAGAACAACAUAAUGACAAUACAUUAAAUGAUGAUGAUAAUUUGAGUAAUCCAUAUGAUACAGAAUCAAAUUCUGAUUCCAUUGAUCCACCAACAAGAGAUGGAGAUUUUUCUGAAUAUAUGUGGAUGGAAAAUCAAGAAGAGUUUGACUUACAGGUUAUGAAAGAAUUAGAAGAAAAAGAAUUGAUGAAAGAAUGUCUUGAGGCUAUGUUAGAUGAUGAACAACAUAAUAGCAAACAGAAUGGUACAACAAAUGGCGAUGCUCAAACAAAUGGUUCAAGUAGUUCUACCUCAAUGAUAACCCAUCGACUUGAUCAUUUGAGCUUAAAUACAUCUUGCAAUAAUGGUGACCAGCCAAGGCAAUCUACAAGUACUUUAAAUCCAGAUGCAGCUGAAUUUGUACCAUUAGCGACCCGGUCUUUGACUAAUGCUCCUGUGGUAGUAGCAAGUCCUUCAUAAGCGAGUAAUAGAUAUUUUUAACAUACAACUAUAUAUUAUAAAUAUAUAUAUAUAAAAUAAAGUAAAUAUUAAUCUAUCAUCACAAAGUAUAAUAUAUUUUCAUAUUAAACAAAACCUUAACUCUCAAUAAGGAGAUUAUUAUGAUUUUUUUUUUGUAAAUCUCAUUAUAUUCAAAAUUUUCUCCCAAUUUUAUCAUAAAUUAAAAUUACUGAAUUACACAUACGGUAAAAAUCACACUUACGUUUUGAUCACUAUUGUUAUUCGUAUAACUCAGAUUUAUUAUCAUUUAUAAUGUUAACAACGGCAAGUUCUAGUAUAAUGUUUAUAAAAUGAAAAUAAACAAAAUGACUAACACAAUUCAUGUUAUAUUGCCACUUAGUCAACUUGUCGUGUUUUCCAAUCUAUAUUAUCUUUUAUUUUAUAAUUAUUAAUUUAGUAUUCAUAUUAUAACAUUAAUUUGAUUGUUUAUUAUUAUAUUAUUUUAUUCUUUAACAAACUUUAUGAAUAAUGGUUGAAUAUUGGUUCAAGAUUAAGUAAUUAUUUAUGCUUAUUAUAGUUAUUUUACUUUUUGUAGAUGAAUAAUUAAUUUUAUCGGUGGACUAUUAACAAUUUUUGAUUAAUUAAAAAAAAAAAUUGAUUAUUGGUAUUUAUUUAAUUAUUUUUCUGCUUAUUUUGAUUUAUUUUGUAUUUUCAAUUGCCUAGGGAAUUCUGUUAGAAUUUUUUAAAUCAGACAUGAAAAAAGGUUCUCUUUAAGAACUUUGGAUGGUUUAAUUGACAAUUUCUUUAGUUAAUAUAUUUUAUAUAUAUAUAUAUACAUACAUAAUGGUAUAUACAUUUUUUAGGGGAAUAUUUAUUCCAAUAUUUUCCAUCAAUCCAAGUAAAUCAUUAUACUGUUCAUUUUUUUUUUACUCUGAAAAAUUGUGUUAAAUUUUUUUUUUAUUUUUUUUUUAAAAACAAUGCCAAAAUUUUAAUACAUUCAAUUAUAUCAUGUUUUGAUUUUUAUUCUUUAGCAAGCCUAAUUAAUAAUUAAUAUUUUAAGUACAAAUAUGUUUACUUAAUAUUAUUUUAUAUAAUAUUUUAAUUAUAUAUUAGUGAUGUGAUAAGUAAUAUUUUUGUACGUCUUAAUUCUUUGUAGUCGUUUUAUUAUUAAGAAAUCUGUGUGUAUUGUUUCAUGGCUAAAUUAAAUGAAAUAUGAAUCGUAUAAUGAGUGAUUAUUAUUUGAAUUAGUAUAGAACUAUUUAUAUUUUAUUUGAUGUAUUGUGUUAGUUACAUUUUUAAUGUUUAUAUGUAAUUAUGAUUUUCAAUAAUAUGGUUUUGGGAAUAUUAAUAUAAAGAUAUUUUGGAUAACUCUCGUCAGACUGAUUGUAACUGUAUUUAAAUUUCCUUCAAUCUACAUGAUUUAUAUUUUCAAUAAUGUUUAAAAUUUGUAUCUUGGUUUUUAUAUUACUGUUUUGAUACUUUUAAUUUAUUGUAUUAUACUAGUUAUGUGAGUUAUUUAAAGUGGUUUUUACUGUUAUAAUAUUAUAAAAUAACAAUUAAGUUUUUUUUUUCUGAAAUAGAAUUUAAUAUUUACUUUAAGUUUAAGUUUUAGAUACUACUUCAACCCAUAUAGCAAUUUAUAUUCUUAAAUGGACAGCAUCUUAGUUCUGACGAGAAUUAUAGCCAAUUGAAUAUUACCAUACUGGUAUGUAAUGUAAUUAAAAUAUAAUAUGUGUCUUGAUUGCUAAGUUGACUAAUUAAUAUUAUUCAUUAUUGUUACCUUAAAUUUAAAUAGUUUAUUCGGUAUUAUGAUAAUAAUCUAAAAUAUAAACAUAAAACACAAGUCUAACACUAUGUAGGCAAAUUUGUAUGAUGUGUAUUUUGUGGGUUAAAUUAGAACUAUUAAGUACAGUGUAAAUCCUGAUGUAUUAGACAUCCAAAAUCAUAUUAAAAAAAAAAAAAAAAAAAAAAAUGUUAAAUCUCUAAAAAUUUUUAUAAUUGAGCUAAGUUACUUGUUAUUCAAUUUUUUUUUUUAGGUAGGUUGAUGUAGUAUACAGAUUUGUGAAUGUAAUAAACUUUGUGAUAAGCCAAA
Aphis gossypii (cotton aphid) is the source of this 2803-nucleotide messenger RNA. RefSeq names its product polyadenylate-binding protein-interacting protein 2B (gene Paip2). Gene Ontology annotation, cellular component: cytoplasm. The record is from RefSeq and is a predicted model, not a curated record. The transcript has 5 exons. Gene Ontology annotation, molecular function: mRNA regulatory element binding translation repressor activity. Gene Ontology annotation, biological process: negative regulation of translational initiation. NCBI's taxonomy places the organism in Eukaryota, Metazoa, Arthropoda, Insecta, Hemiptera, Aphididae. Bases 250 to 732 code for a protein of 160 amino acids.